GCCGUUAGCACGCAAACAAAGCUUCAAAGCCUUAACAAAUGACUGUACUAACUUAACCAAACUUAUUUGUGUUAGAUAUUGUGCCCAUGCUAUUAGUGACCUAGUGAAGAUACGACUUGUGAUCAGUGAGAAGUGAUCUACUAUGAUGCUAUCAAGAGCGCUACUGCUAGCGCUGUGUUGCGCAUACGCAACGUCAUUGACUCCGCUGUCGGCAGCCGGCGAUGACAAUGACUGCGCUCUAUAUCUGAGCGGACCCGGCCGCACAUCCGCCUACGACUACAGCCUCAACCUACUCAAGGGCAACUUUGGUUAUGAAGGACAACACACGUGUAUCACCUACGAUGCAGUUAAUCAAGCAUAUUUGGAAGCUAGAAACAGAAUUGUGGUAGCUCAACCAAAAGGCGAUUGGAAAGCUGAGGACUUUGCAAGCGUCGGCGAACUGUUACUAGAUAUCUCUAUCAACUUAGCAAGAAUAUAUGGCUUGACUUAUGAGGAAAUCGAAAAGGGUCUGCCCCUGAUCGAUACAUCACGUACACUCAUCCGCGAAGUGUGCCCACCAAUAUUCUCCCAUGUUGAAUGUAGAGCUGGUAAAUAUAGAAGAUUCGAUGGACUGUGCACCAACCUUCAACAUCCAACUUGGGGUGCUACUAUGGCACCUUUCCAAAGAUUGAUCGGCCCACUUUUUUCUGACGGCAUCAAUGCUCCGCGCAUUUCGCACACUGGUCGUGACCUCCCGCUCUCCAGAGUGGUCUCGCGUACCAUGCACCCUGAUGAAGGUUUCCAUGACCAUGCUGGUACGGUGAUGGUCAUCGCCUGGGGACAGUUUAUGGAUCACGACUAUACACUCACGGGCACACCGCUUGAUCCAAUAAACCGUAAUGACCCCGAAGAAUGCUGCAAGCGGCCCCAGCAUUUGAAGCACCCGUACUGCAAUGAGAUCCGAGUACCUGACGAUGAUUAUUUCUACCGUCUCUUCGGCGUGAAAUGCAUUGACUUCGUACGAGGAUUCCCUUCGCCGCGUCCCGGAUGUAGAUUGGGAUCAAGAGUACCAUUCAACACAUUAACUGGAGUACUUGAUGGGAACACUGUAUAUGGUGUAACAGAGAAAUUCGCUAGAAAGUUACGUACAGGAUUCGGUGGACUUCUACGUAUGAAUCCAGUUUUCAAGGAUUAUGGUCUGAAAGACUUGUUGCCACUGAAAUUAGACAUUCCAGAUGAAGGAUGCACUCGACCAAACAAGAAUAUGUACUGCUUUGAAGCUGGUGAAAUCCGUGUGAAUGAACAGUUGGUACUGACUGUGAUGCAUACACUCAUGGCAAGAGAACAUAACCGUGUAGCCCGUGGUUUAGCGGAAGUGAACCCACACUGGGACGACGAGACUCUGUUCCAAGAAGCACGCCGUAUCAAUAUCGCUGAAAUACAACAUAUCACUUACAACGAAUUCUUGCCUAUUCUACUAGGAAAAGAUGUUAUGGAGAAAUUUGGUUUAGUGCUACAGAAAGAGGGUUAUUGGGACGGUUACGAUCCCGACGUGAACACCGAUGUGAUUGAUGCUUUUGCCGCCGCCGCAUACCGCUUCGGACACUCGCUGUUGCCCACAGCUGUUGAACGAUGGUCCAAAGCCCACAAAUUCAUUGCAUCAAAGAGAUUGUCAGAUCUUAUUCGACGACCGUACGACUUAUACAGAGCUGGUGUCCUCGACGAAUACGUAAUGGGUUUGAUGAACCAAGUAGCUCAAGCUAUGGAUGACUCCAUCACACAAGAAGUUACAAACCACCUGUUUAAGAAAGUAGGCGCCCGAUUUGGCAUGGACUUAGUCUCGUUCAAUAUGCAAAGAGGUCGAGAAUUCGGUCUACCUGGUUACAUGGAGUUCAGAAAGUUCUGCGGUUUAUCUGGGGCUGAUAGCUUCCAGGAUCUCUUUGGCACUAUGUCGAAUGAUACUGUACAGAAAUACCAGACAAUAUUUGAACACCCAAUUGAUGUAGAUCUCUGGUCCGGUGGUGUGUCUGAGAGACCUUUACCAGGUUCCAUGUUGGGACCCACGUUUGCUUGCGUUAUAGCCACACAAUUCUCUUACUCCAGACGAGGUGACAGAUUUUGGUAUGAAUUGCCAAACCAACCUUCAUCGUUCACACCAGAACAACUAGUAGAAGUAAAGAAGGCUCGUCUUGCUCGCGUCAUUUGUGAUAACACAGAUAUCAUUGAUACUGUCCAGCUUUAUCCCAUGGUUUUGCCUGACCAUGAACUAAAUCCUCGUGUACCCUGUAGAAGUGGUAUAAUUCCCUCAAUAGACUUCACAAAAUGGGCGGAACCCGCGCCAUUCCAUGGUGCCGCGAAGCAAUUCGUGAGUAGCUUCACAUACGAUCCAUAUACAGGAAAAAAGUAGUCACUAGCACUUAGACUGUAGUGAUCAGAAUAAAAUGCACCUAUAUUAGGUAUCGGGAGGUUACUAUGUAAAUAUUACGGUACAGAGGCGUCAGUAGUGAAUUAAGGGUAACAAUCGUUAUACAGGUACAAAAAAUCCUUAUUUGGUAUCUAAUCUUGUGAUACAUGUAACUUUUUAUUUUAAAUGAUAUAUGUAGUUAUGUAUAAGAUAUAUUCUAGCUUAUGAUAAAUCUGGUUACCCCUGAUACACUACUAUAUGUAGACUAGACAUCAAGUCAAAAUUUUGUCAAUCCGCUAAGUAUAUACCUUCAAGUCAAAC
This is a messenger RNA of Achroia grisella, 2704 nucleotides long. It is a transcript of the gene cysu, whose product is annotated as peroxidase. The transcript is spliced from 14 exons. The record is from RefSeq and is a predicted model, not a curated record. Gene Ontology annotation, biological process: response to oxidative stress. Lineage: Eukaryota; Metazoa; Arthropoda; Insecta; Lepidoptera; Pyralidae. Gene Ontology annotation, molecular function: peroxidase activity; heme binding. The coding region runs from base 143 to 2386 and encodes 747 amino acids.